This is a messenger RNA of Guillardia theta CCMP2712, 876 nucleotides long. RefSeq lists its product as hypothetical. The transcript has a single exon. The record is from RefSeq and is a predicted model, not a curated record. Lineage: Eukaryota; Cryptophyceae; Pyrenomonadales; Geminigeraceae. Bases 1 to 876 code for a protein of 291 amino acids.
AUGCAGACAGCACGGCCAGCGAUGAAGAGCCUUCAGCUCCGACAACCCGACCUCUCAGAUCAGCUCUCAAGCAAGAGCAUCCAUCCUCUCAAUCUCAGCUCCCACACCCAGCCAACCCUGGUCACCUGCGAUGACGAAAGCGAAAUCCUCCAGCAAAAGCUCUUUCCCCUCCCUCCUGUCAUCAGCCUCUCUUCCCUCCGACCCCUCCCUGUCCAGCCUAACUACUCCUCAAAAUCAAGACUCGGCCCUUCAACUCCGAGUCCUCCUGCUGUGCGUGAGCCCCAGGACGACACCGAGCUCCUUCGAUCCCGCAUCCAGGCCGUCUUCCUCACCUACCGGUCUCCCAACACUACCCCCAAGCAGUACGUCAGCCAUGCUCAGCUCCUCGAGUCCUUCAAGGACCUCGCCGAUACUGUCAGCGGCCCCAACGCCUUCAGCGUCGCCUCCACCUCCUGCUCCUGCCAGAUGAAGCCCUGCCCAGCUUCGGGAGCUCAGGGGAGGUGCAGCGAGUGCGAGGGAGUGCACGGGGUGGUGGAGAUGCGGAGCAAGAGAGGCUCGCGGCCCCCGGAGAAGGUCAGGUGCUCCAUCCAGUCCAGCUCGGGCAAGAUGAUCCUCUCCAUCUUCGGCGGCAGCGACUACGGGACGGAGGUAGGCUUCAUCCGGCUGGAGGAGUCGUACGUGGCGACGUACGGGGAGAAGCCUCUGACGUUUGCGGUGGGGCUGAGGUCGAGGAGGGAGUGCUUCGAGGAGAGCGAGAUCCACUUCUCUUGCCACACGAGCGUGUCGCGAGACAAGUGGGUAGGGGCGCUGAUCCAGGGAGGGAGCAAGAGCAGGAGGAAGUUGGAGGACAGAUAUGUUAAAAACGAAAUGUCGUAA